AUGGCGCACCGCCCAGGCCAAGGAGAAGGGGAGCGAGAGGAACAGCGACAACAACAACAACAAGGUUCUGCCAGCGCACCUUCCUCCUCCUCAUUCUCCUCCACAGCCAAUGUUCCACCUCCUCCCCCUCCUCCUUCACCGCCGCUGCGUACUUCCUCUUCCUCCGUGCCGCCAGCACACAGCAGCGCGUGGUUGCGUGAAGCAGCUGCGCCAUCCACCUCGCUCGAAGCGACGCACCCAUCGACAAGAGCAGACGCAGCACCACCCAGACCACCGGUUUCGCUAACAAGACCAGUACUGGCCACCCCGCCAGUGUCGCCAUCACGACAGUCACAAGCAAACACUUUAAUGACAUCACCAUCAUCGGACACGGCUGUGCCAGCCUUUGCCAGUGCUGUCGCCGCAGCACCUCCACCUCCUUCUUCUGCUCCUCCUGCCGCUGCUGUCGCAACCCUGCCGACAAGCGCAUCGACAAGGACAACACCGACAACGAUCCCACUAACAACACCGCCUCAGCCCCGCAUGAUACAUGUGUCCACCCCGCCAACGCCGCAAGCGCAACCAAUUACCCCAAACACGACAGCAGCACCUGCAAUGGGCACGUCACAGCCGUCGACAGACACCGUGCAUCCGCUUCCGCUGGUCGUACCCAGGCCCGCGUCGCCCUCGCCUUCCUCCGCGGCUACCACCCAAGGUCAAGGUGUGAUCGUGCACCAACUGUCACAGCAACACACGGGCCAAGGCCAACAAUCCCAAACACAACAGCAGCAACAGCAACAGCAACAGCAGCAGAAGGAGAUACGGAGACGGAUCAGGACCCGCUUUGGUUUUGUGAGCCGUGCCUGGGCGGCAUAUCAGCCCCCUCCUGUGCCCUCUGCCCACGCCUCGGAGGCGCCAUGA
Messenger RNA from Salpingoeca rosetta, 900 nucleotides. RefSeq lists its product as uncharacterized. The record is from RefSeq and is a predicted model, not a curated record. Lineage: Eukaryota; Choanoflagellata; Craspedida; Salpingoecidae. The transcript is spliced from 2 exons. Bases 1 to 900 code for a protein of 299 amino acids.